Dama dama (fallow deer) is the source of this 10111-nucleotide messenger RNA. It is a transcript of the gene BEAN1, whose product is annotated as brain expressed associated with NEDD4 1. The record is from RefSeq and is a predicted model, not a curated record. Bases 3969 to 6638 code for a protein of 889 amino acids. The transcript is spliced from 11 exons. NCBI's taxonomy places the organism in Eukaryota, Metazoa, Chordata, Mammalia, Artiodactyla, Cervidae.
AGACACUUCAGACCCAGGGCAGAACCCGGGAGGCCCAGGAGCUAGGGGAGGAUGCUGGAAUCCCUGGGGUGGUAUAGAGGGUUGAAGGUGCUCCAGGUGUUGGGAAGAAAACAAAUUCCACCACUUAUGGACACCUGUAUUAGUCCUACUCACCUGCGCCCCAGCUGCCAGAACAGAAGGGAAUGUUGGGGGGCAGUCUGUCCACAUGUUGCCUGGUGGGACACACAGAAUGGGCUGCCUCCUCGAAGCUCUUACUACACAGAAACCCCCUCUGUCCUCUUCUUCCUCUACAGCCUACUCCCCUCCCCCAUUCACCCACCAGGGUGUCACACCCUUGCAUCUUCCAUAACUCUCACCUCUUCUUCCCAAAGGAGUUAAUCAGAAACUAAUUAGGAGGUUUGUGUCCCCUAGUUCACGCAGUAUUUGGAGCACAGCCAGGCAUCAGCGUGAUGGGGAUACAGGCACCUCCUCCAGUCUUGGGAAGUCAUUAGUCAGACACAUUCAGAUGCCUGUUACAUGAAGCCUGUGCCCUGGAAGUGCUCAGAGCACAAGGUGUGGGAAGGUGGCAGUCGGCUCUCAGCCUCCUAAAGGGAGAGGGCUUUCACCCUCCUGAAGCUUCCUGAAAACCAGGAGGGCUUCUGAAGCCCCUUGGCACAAAGGAGAAUUGUGUCUGAGAGCACAGCUUCUUGGAGCUGGACUACCUGGGUUUAUGGCAUGUGAUUCUAGGCAGGAGAGUCACCCUUCAGAGCCUCCAUUUCCUCUUGAAAAUGGCAACAAAUACUCUAGACCCCUUGCAAUGGCCUUGCUAUGUCUGCAUUAAAAACAUGCAUUGAACACAUGCUGUUUCCCAACCAUAACUAUUUUCCCUUUGGAUUCUGACAACAGCCCUCUGAUCUAGGUACUAUAAUUGUCCCUAUUUUAUAGAUGAGAACACUGAGGCUUAGAAAGGUUAAGGACUAACUUUGCUAGGUAUAGGAAACUUAAAACAUCACUAUGACUCAUCAUAAUUUUGUAAGUUUGUAAAAUUGAUAAUUAGCACACUGUAUUUUAGAUAAUAUGUAAUUAGUUACUGGAAUGUUUCCUCCCUGGGUAUCUCCAAUCAUUGGACAUCUGUGUUAAUUGCCCAUGGGCAAUUUUUUGAGACACCUUCAUGUUUUUAUAUUCAAACAGUAUCAAACUGAUUUAAAAGAGCAGCUCCCCCCAUUUAUUCCCUAUCCUUCCUCUCCAUUUUUCUCCAUAGCCCUAUCAUCCCUAACAUUUAUAUAUCUUAUUCAUCUGUUUAUUGUCUGCCCUCAUCCAUAUAAUGUAAACUCCCCAAAGGCAGGGACUUUUAACCAUUUUGCUUACUGUCAUAUCCCCAGAGACAAAAACAACCACCAGCACUUCAUAUGCUCUGCAAAUUAUAAAGUGUUUUACAAACAUAAGGUCUAUUAUUGUUAUUAUUUUUGCCAAAUGUAUAGCUUGCCUGAAAAUAAAACCUUAAGGUUCAUGGCAGAAACUUCCCUCAAAAUUCUGGCAAAUAGGACCUGUUCAAGUGCCAGGGAAAAUGUGAUGAAGGUUAAAACCAGUUGGAGAUUACUUUCCUAACAUGUUAAUAAAGCUCCUUAUCAGUAAGUUGAAAGACAAGUUAAUUUUUUUUAAUCUUUGCAACAACAAAUGGCAUGCUCAAAGGCAAUUAAAUUAGCAUUUAAAAUUUCCAAUGAGUUAACUAUCACUGAUUUAUUCACUUACUCUUUGUUACAGAAAAUCAUUUGUAAAAAACCAAAGAACACAACAAGCCUCCUCAAUCCCACCACUGUCCAGAGUAUGGAUACCCACAUGACUGGAUACUUCAGUCUAUUUCCUUUUCAUCUUUUUCUGUGUGUGAAUAUUUUCUCUCAUUUUUUCCCUUAGAAAAUAAGGGAUCAUGUUGUCAGCAGUUAUAUAGCCAGCUUACUUGGUGACAUCCCCUCACCAUUGACUAAAGUAAAAGUCUUUAUAUUAUUAAAAUUUCUUUAAAGCAUGACUCCAUGGCUAUAUAAUAUUCCAUUAUAAGCAUAUGCCAAAAUUUUCUCAGCCUGUCCUCUGUUAUUGGACACUGGGGUCGCUGCUGUAAUAAUGUUUUUCUAUAUCCUUACUGGUGUUGUCUAGGCCUUGAAUGAGUCUUCUCUACAUCCGUGGUCAUGACCUACUUGUUGGUUUGCAAAUGGACUGGUUUAUGUAGUUAGUGAAUCCAUUCUUAGAGGUUGGGCACUGGUGGCAGUGGGGAAGGCAGCUGAUCCAACAAAGCGCUACUCCAGGUAAACUAAGGCAACAUGGAGACCCUGUAAGCUCCAGGCAUUUCCUGACUAACCCAGGAUAGCACACAUGUGGCCAGAUGUUGCAUGGGGGGCACGAAGGCCUCUUUGUUGCCAGGGCUGCCAAACAUCCUGGAUCUCUCUUCUAAAAUCAGUACCAAGUUACUUGCUUGCAAAUCUAUGUGUACUCUGCCAGCCUCUCUGUUAUCAUCCUCCCACUCUUUUUCUCCUCCACUCCUGAGUUCGUCUGUGUCUUCAUUUGAUCACAUGACAAAUGUUUACAGGCACACCUUGUUUUAUGGCACUUCACAGAUAUUGCUUAUUUUUACCAACUGAAGGUUUGGGACAGUCUUGAACCAAGCAAGUCUAUCAGCGCCAUUUUUCCAACUGCAUUUGCUCACUUCAUGUCUCUUGUGUCACAUUUUGGUAAUUCUCACAUUUCAAAAUUUUUUCCUUGUUAUAUUUGCUAUAGUGACCUGUGAUCAGUGAUUUUUGAUGUUGCUAUUGCAAUAAGGGGCUUCCCAGGUGGCACAGUGGUAAAGAAUCUGCCGGCCAACACAGGAGACACAAGGGACAUGGAUUCGAUCUCUGGGUGGGGAAGAUGCCUUGGAGGAGGAAAUGGCAACCCACUCCAGUAUUCUUGCUUGGAAGAUUCCAUAGACAAAGGAGCCUGGCGAGCUACAAUCCCUGUUGCAGUCAGACACCACUGAGUAACUGAGCACACAACACAGUAAGAUUACCACUUCCUGAAGGCUCAAAGGAUGGUUACCAUUGUUUAGCAAUAACGCAUUUUUAGAGUAAGGUAUGUACAGUGUUUUUUACACAAACGGCUACUGCAAACUUUAUAGACUGCAGGAUAAUGUAAACCUAAUUUUGAUACGCACUGGGACACCAAAAAAACUGAAUGACUCGCUUUACUGUGGAUCUGGAAUCUCGCGGACCACCAAACCACAGUUAUCUCUGAGGUAUUACCUGUAAUGACAUCUAUCUGCAUUUGCCAUGGAAUUUUUUUCUCCAUUAGAGGGACCAUCAGCUGGGUCUCACACUUCAAGACCAGCCCCCCUCAUUUCUGAGACUCCUUUCUGUGUAAAAUGGCGAUUUGUUUUGAGAUCCAGUGGUUUGAGCACGCAUUGCAAAGACGUGGCCCAUCCCCCAGGCCAGCCACUGUGUGGCCCUGCCCAGUUCACCACGGACCCUGGCGAAGCGCAACCCUCCAGUAUGGCUGCCUCUGCUGCGCAUGCGCGAACCAUCCCGUCUCGCGCAGUUUCCCGGCUGCUUCUGCCAGGGAGACGGAGCCGGUCCCCUUAACCACAAGCUCGCUGAUCGAGAUCGGAGUGUCACGGUGAGCCACGGAGCGGAGGGAUUCUGGGAGCAGGGACGCGAAGAGAAGUGGGAGUGACGUGGACUUACCGCCCACCAUUCAGCCACUUCAGAACCUGGAAAACUGCAGUCUGCCGGCCGCCCGCCUGCCCGCAAUCCAGUCGGAGAUGAGUCACAGGCAGGGACGCGCCUCGACUCAGAUGCUGGGCGCUGAGUGAGACGGGCGCGAGGGAAGACGUGACCUGGGUGUCAGAUCUGUGGUGUGGGGUGUCCCUGGCAGGAACCGCGAGGUGAGCGGAGGGUCCUUCCCUGCGAGAAGUCAGAGCUCUGCACGUGGGCAGGCUGGCUCCACUGUUCUGCUCCAAGGAUUACAUGUCCUUCAAACGCCCCUGCCCCUUAGCUCGAUACAACCGCACCAGUUACUUCUACCCCACGUUCUCGGAGAGCUCAGAGCACAGCCACCUGCUCGUCUCUCCCGUGCUGGUGGCAAGCGCCGUCAUAGGCGUGGUCAUCAUCCUCUCCUGCAUCACCAUCAUCGUGGGCAGCAUCCGCAGGGACAGGCAAGCCCGGCUCCAGCGCCAGCGCCGCCGCCACCGCCGCCACCACCAUCGCCACCACCGCCGCCGCCGCCGGCGCCAUCGAGAGUACGAGCAGGGCUAUGUGUCAGACGGGCACACAUACGGCCGCCCGAGCCACAGAAUGCGGUACGCCUGCAGCCCCGCCGAGGACUGGCCUCCGCCCUUGGACCUUAGCUCUGAUGGGGACGUGGACGCCACGGUGCUCCGAGAGCUGUACCCAGACUCUCCACCCGGUUACGAGGAGUGUGUGGGGCCAGGCGCCACUCAGCUGUACGUCCCCACGGAUGCCCCGCCUCCCUACUCACUGACCGACUCCUGCCCCGAGCUGGACGGCACCCUGGAUGCGGGCAGUGACCACAGCCCCGGCAGACACCAGCAGGCGCAGAGGCCGCAGGGCCAGAGUGGCCUCCGCACUGUCUCCAUGGACACCCUGCCCCCUUACGAGGCUGUGUGUGGGGCCAGCCCCGCAUCAGGCCGGCUGCCACUGCCUGGACCACAACCAGGCCCGCAGAGCUGCCAGGGCUCGCCCGCCACAACACAGGCCCCGGCCUUGGGCCCAGAGCAGAUCAUGAGGCAGCUGGUCCUCCCGGUUGGCAGGACAGGCCUCGCAUGCCUUGUGUCCACUCUGACACACUAUGGCGUGUUCACCUAUGGCACCACAUCCAAGUUCCUCACACUCCUAGAAGGAGACUUGAUGCCUGGCUCUCUCUGCCAGGGGGCCCUGAGAGCUGAGCAGCUCCUCUGGCCCAAGUCUUCAGACGGGGGACCUUCAGCUGAGGCCAUCACCCUGGCCUGCGUGGGCUGCCACUGGGCCAUUAAGCAUGGGCACACUGCCUUCCACAGCCUCCAGACAGGCACGCGCCCUCCAGACAGUGAGCCACCGAGGUCAGGCUCCCAUCUGCCUCGGAAGCUACACCCCUCCCCGUCCCUGCUCCAGGCCAGUAUGGAAGGACAUGGGCCACCGGCGAGGCGGGCCGGCCUAGGCGGCCACGGGACUCUGGUCUGCAUCCAGCCCCUCACAGCCGCCAUGAGCUGGCCCCGGGCCCCGGGCCCCAACGAGGACUCUCUUGAGACCCUCCUCGAAGACCUCAUCAGUUUCUACCUGGAGGGGGCAGGAGAGGGCCAGCUCGGGGUCUGCAGGCAAGCCACUCUCACCAGCAGGGCCCAGCAGCUCCUGGACACAGGGCCCCCUCUUCAGCUCUACCUGCCUGAGGAGGUGGCCCCUAACUCAGGGGCUCCCUGCUCUGCCCACCAUAUCAACCACAAACUGGUGCGGGCGCUGGAGUUCCUGGAAUUGGUCUCUAUCCACCUGCUCCUGUUUCCCUGGAGGAAGGAAAUCAGGUCCCUGAAGACGUACACGGGGAGCUUUGCCUACUGGGUGCGGCCUGCGCUUUCAGAACACACGCUGCACACCCUCCUGGGCCGGCUGGGCUACAUGGCCACCUCCGAGGUCGAGUUUUCCCUGGUCCAGGCUCUCAGCAAGGAGGACACCAAACAGAUAGUGUUUGAGAUCUUCCUGACAAGAGUCGCAUGUGAGGCCGUUCUCAGGACCCCGGGCAGGCAGCUCCUCGGGCCGGGCAGAGAGAGGGUGGCCGUGCCCCACCAUAGGCCUGGCUCAGAGACGGGGCUGCAGAAGACCCCGGGGGAGGCCCAGCUUGGCCCAGAUCCCUCAGCAGGGGUGGGAACUGAGAGCGCCCUGGCCGAACGCCCUGAUGCUCAGUGCUGCCUGCCUGUGGCUUUGAACCUGCCUGAGGUCUCGACAGCCCCCCAUGGACUCCUGACUGGCCCCCUGGUCCCCUCGGGCCCCCUGCGCUGUGCCAGCACAUGCUCCGACAGUGAGGAGUUCCUGACCUGCUACAGCGACCUCGCACUGCACCAGACACCCUUGCUCCCCUGGGACCAGCCCUGGAGCAGCCUGGAAGGGAAGCAACUCCAGGGCCCAGGCCCCGGGCCUGGCCCAGCUCCGGGGGAGGUGGCCGCUGCCUCGGGUAGCAGUGGUGAGCAGCCCUGGGUCCCCGACAGGGCUUCUGAGUGUAUAGGGGCCGCCAUCCCCAGCCAGCUCCGCCAGAGGCCCGGGUCCUGUCUGUCAGAGAAUUCCUUGGCCCCAAAGCCAGAUGCUCUGCCAGAUUCAGCUGCCCUUGGCAUGGACACUGAGCCUCCAAGCGCUUCCUUGGAGAUGGACAAGCUCUGUGAGCACUUCACCCACCUCCUCAGAACCUCAACUCCAGCGGGCUAUCUGGGGGACGCCCCUGGCCCCAGUGUUGAGGAGGAGGGACAGUCGGAGCCUCUCGUGGGGCCAGAGCCAGCCAGCGAAGGCGGCAGCCCGGACGGUAGAGUUGCUCUGCUCUGGAGGUCUCCGCAGGCCCCCACUUCAUGUACAAGAGCCCCCAGUGCUCACUACAUCCCCCUUAAAGGGCUGGAGGAGCCAGUUCCCACAUGGGGCUCCUACACGGGCCACAGCUGAGCAUGUCACUCCGAGGGAACAGGGGCGGACUCCCUAAGCCAACCGCUCUUCUUCCAGGAAGACGACACUUGAAGAAAUGGUGGGUCUGGGACCACAGUGGGGACACCAGCCAAAUCCCCAGCAUGUCAGCCGCAGGGACCAGUCUGCUCAUCCCAGCCAGCCCUGCCACCUACAGACUGUGUGACUCUGGGCCACUCCCCACACCUCUCUGAGCCAUGCUUCCUUGUCUGUAAAGUGGGGGUGAUGUCAGAUCUGCCUCACAGGGAGCUGAGAUGGGUUAGGAGGUGUGUGCACACUGCCAAUCUCAGGAGUGGGGGCACUUCCUGUCCCCUUCACAUCCCAGCUCAGCGUGUGACCUUGGGAGCACCAUCACCCUGCAUCUGAAUGGCAGCCUCCCUUGGCAUCCUUCAGGCACCUGUCACAGGGCAGAUUACACAACAGCUGUGUAAACAAGCAGACGUGUAAUCCGCCAUCCAUCUGUUCAGGGUCGUCUAUCUGCCUCCCUCUUCUCUCAGCUAACUUCUGGUUGACAGAGAGCAAGGCCAUGGUUGGGAGCCCAGGGUGAGCUCACGGGCCUGCUCUGCAUCCAGGGUUGGGGGCUCCAUCACCCAGGCUGCAUGGAGUGAGCGUGCCCCUCCACCAGCCUUUCCUGCCUCCACAUAUGCAUGCAUCCAUGCACACAAGUGGGUGCACCCAGGCACGUGUACACACAUGCACACGGGCAUUCCUCACGGUGGCCCAAGAGAGAGUGGUCUCCCUCUCCAGCCGAGAGCCUCUCUAUGGAGUGGCAGGUGGCACCCGCCCAGGACCUGCCCCUCGGCUUUGCUUUUGUCCAGUGGGGAGGAUGACGCCUACCCCUGAGAGUGGUGCUGAACAGUAAAGUUUACUAAUCAAGGGGGUGGGAAAAGCCCCUUCUGGGGCUCCCCAAGUGGCUCAGUAGUAAAGAAUCUGCCUGCCAAUGAGGAAAUGUGAGUUCAAUCCCUGGGUCAGGAAGAUCCCCUGGAGGAGGGCAUGACAACCACUCCAGUAUUCUUGGCUGGAGAACCCCAUAGACAGAGGUGCCCGGAGGGCCACAGUCCAUGGGGAUCACAUAGAGUCAAACACAACUAAGUGACUGACCGUACCUGCAAAGGCCCCUUCUGGGUAUACAGCAGGUGCUUAGUAAAUGUUGGUGCCUGCCUUGUUGUCCCCAGAGCUGAGCAUAUGACUCUACCAUUUUCAGUCCCAAAAUCAAGGGGGACCACAGGAAGAUUUAAGGAACACUGGCCCCACCUCCCUCCCAACCCGACAGCUGGUAAGGCCCUACACAGACUUUGAAACAAGUCAGAAAACAGUCUGCACUGGGAAGAGAGAGGCAUACUGGUCAGGCAUCCAUCCAUCCAUCCUUCCUCCAAGCCACUCAUGCCAAUUACUCCACAUAGCACCCAGCCAUCAACACCCAAACUGGUGAACUGUCAGUGUCUGGAGCCAGUGGAGGUGGGAGUGGUGGUUUUAGAGCAGACCCCAGCCAGCCUCCAUCCUAGGGAAGAACAUCGGGACCAGGCUGGGAACAGGCUGGGCUGGACACAAAGAGGGUCAGGAAGCUCAGGAGAAAGAAUGAGGAGGGAGCGGGGACGGACCUGGGAACCAUAGUCACCAGGGCACCUAGUCCUGGGUCUGAUUCACAGCCCUGUCCAUUCUCUGUUCAUUAUUUUCUGAUUAUUAACAUAAUGAAUAGGCUCAGUCCCAAAGCACAAUAGAACUUCUACUCUCUCCCCAGGCUCCUGCCCCCAGUGUUCCCCACUUACUGGAAAGCUGAAGCCCAAGGUAGACAUCCUUCUUGAUUUCUCUCUUUCUCACAUCCUUCAUCCAACGAUAGUUCUGUCACAACAAGAACCAAAUCUGACCAUGUCCCUCCUCCUUCCACAGAAGGCUGAGCCCCUGACUGAACUACCAAGGCCUCUCACUCAGAUCCCUGGAGGACACCAGCCCCCUCCCUGGUCUCCCAGCCUCCACCCUCAUCCCCUGCAGUCAGCUCCUCCAGCUGCUGAGGAUUCUGUUAAAACCUAGAUUCCAUCAUGACUCUCAGGUGUUCCAUUCCUUCCUGGGGCUCCCAAGGCCAUACCAAGCCCCAUCAGCAGGGCACGUCCUACCCUUCAGACAUCUUCUCAUGCCCCCUUCCCCACAAGCCCCCUGCAGCCGAGCUACCCAGACCUCUUCUGGGCUCUUGAACAAGCUAAACCCACCCCUACCUCACAGCCUCUGUGAAGACUGUUCCCUCUGCGCUCUCCCCAUUGCACGUUAAUCCCCAUCUUCUCUUUCUUGUUAGUCACAUCUCACCUUAUACGUCACCUUCUCACAAAGGCCUUCCCUGGCCACCGAUCACAUCAGCUUAGUUCAGUUUUCUGCACAAAGAUAUCUUCAGUGUAUUUAUUCAUUUUCCCUUUCAUGCACUAGGAUAUAAACUCCAUGAGGGAGACGCUUGUCUCAUUCACCAGUGUUUCCAAGUCUCCAACAAAUGAAACCAUCAAAUGGGUAGAAAACACAGAGAAGACAGAUGAAUGUGAAAACAAAAGCAAAAACGACCAUAAUUUCCACCGUUUGGAGACACCCAACAUUAUGUUGUGGAUGCAGUUCCUUUCAGUCUGUUUUUCUACACAUACGUAUAUUAAAAUUGGGGGAUUAUAAUGUUUAUAGUAUUGUGUUCUGUUUUCAUUUCCCAUGAAAGGAGUCAUUUUAAGCUCAUUUUAGACUUGGGAAAAAGUUGCAAAAUAGCACAAAGAAUUUCCUCCUCUUCCUCACCCGGUUGCCCCUGAAACUGUCAUCAUACAUAACUACAGUAUGAUAAUCAAGAACAGGAAACUGAUAUUGAUACAAUUAUUGUCAAACUAUGUUGUUGUUUAGUCACUAAGUCAUGUCCAACUCUUUUGCGACUCCCUGGACUAUAGACAGCCAGGUUCCUCUGUCCAUGGAAUUUUCCAGGCAAGAAUACUGGAGUGAGUUACCAUUUUCUUCUCCAGGGGAUGUUCCCAACCGAGGAACUGAACCCACAUCUCCUGCAUUGGCAGAUGGAUCCUUUACCACUGAGCCAAACUCUAUUUAAAUUAUACCAGUUUUUCCAUUAAUAUUCUUCUCUAUUCCAGGAUCCUCUCCAGGAUCCCACAUGACAUUUGUGAGUUUUCAUCCCCUCCAAUCUGUAAUAGUUUCUCAGUCUUUUUCUUGUCUUUGAUGAUCUUAUGCUUUUGAUCAGAACUGAAUACCAUUCAGUUAUUUUGUUGAAUGUCCCUCAGUUUGAGUUUGUCUGGUGUGUUUUUAUGGCUGGAAUGAGGUUAGACAUUUUGGGCAGGAAUACCACCAUUAAAAAAAAAAAAAAAAGGCUGCUGUGUCCUCAAGUGCAUCUUAUCAAAGGAUGUAUGAUGUCCAUGGAUCUUGUUACUGGUGAUAUUUACCUGCUCAUCCCUGGAAUAAACCACUACAAUCUCUGGUUCCUUGUA